AUUCGCAAUCCACUUGCGGGGGCAGCAGCCGAUGAUUGGCUAAACUGCAGCCUGAAAUUCUUCAGCCUGGCCACAUUUGCGCCUGAUGACCUGCAACAAAUCCACCCAGACGCGGCGCGUAAAAAAAGGUCGAGCAUCAUCAGGCUUUACUGGCAUUUUGGCUAGCCUGCUGUCCCUCUGUGUGGUGAAAAAAAUUUUUUGUGGUGGAGACCGUUUUGGCCCUUCAUCUGGUCGAUUUCUCCACGACUGCCUGCGCCCUGGGCUCCACGCGCGAGUAUUUAAGCCGGCAGUUGUGCCCGGCCGUCCGUUUCGCGACUCUCCUCUUUUCCUUUUUACUUUGCUCCGUAUAAUCCACUACUUUCUUUUCUUCGCUCUCACAUUUUCUGCUCUGAAGCUCAUCUGCGACCUGACUCGUCCACAACUCCAGGCCAUCUUUUCCACAACCUAUACUUGUAAGUCUUGUGUCUCAUGUUGGGCCACCUCAGGCCGGGGGGUUUGCUGGUGCUGGUGCUGCUGCUGAGUACGCACGAACGUUGCCGAUGCCGGCUGCUCUGUUGUACACCAGAUGUGUCUCGUUUGCCCCUGUGCCGCUGCUUUUGCAUUUCUAAAUCUCGCGCUACACAAGCCAAGGGGAGAAGCUCUACCCUUGCCUGACAGCAAGGAGGCAGGGGACCUGUGGCCAUGGAGGAGUAGGCAUGGUGUGUGUUACUGCCCUACAUCUCAUGUGCAUUUAUAUUGGUUCGUAAUCACCUUGUUGGCCG
Messenger RNA from Linderina pennispora, 761 nucleotides. RefSeq lists its product as uncharacterized. Lineage: Eukaryota; Fungi; Kickxellomycota; Kickxellomycetes; Kickxellales; Kickxellaceae. The transcript has a single exon. Bases 86 to 520 code for a protein of 144 amino acids. The record is from RefSeq and is a predicted model, not a curated record.